Messenger RNA from Stegastes partitus (bicolor damselfish), 3810 nucleotides. Its product is annotated as regulator of G-protein signaling 8. Bases 372 to 1391 code for a protein of 339 amino acids. NCBI's taxonomy places the organism in Eukaryota, Metazoa, Chordata, Actinopteri, Pomacentridae. The transcript has 6 exons. The record is from RefSeq and is a predicted model, not a curated record.
AGGCAGAGAAAAGACGUGAAGGUGUGGCAGAGAUCAUGAGGAGGAGUCCUGUCUGUGCCAUUCAAGUGUCACGAGAAGAACCUGGAAGAAAGUUCUCCCGACGACCGUCCUGCUGCUCGGAGCCUUUCUCCUGACUGUCGGAGGAAUCAGACCCGAACCAGGAACUGAUCUGGAGCAGCAGUACUGGCUCAGAUUUUGCUUUCUUUUGGGGACUUCAAACUUGCAUUGCUGGGUCCGGAACCUUCAGUCUGUGGACAUUUCGCCCAUAAAAUCUGGAUUUGCCUCAUAAACCAGCAUGGAUAACGCGUGAAGGCGACUGAACGAGCAGUACCAUCUUUCCCACCUUUUCUGUCACUUCUGGAACAACUACCAUGCGUAGAUUCAGCUCUGAGGGCUCCCUCCUGGAUCUUGACUUCCUUCCGUGGAGGAAGGUGGCAUUUAGGAGCCCAGAUUAUGGAACAAAACGGGAGUCUGGCGUCUACACCCCUCACUCGGAGGGCGAUGAGCUGGAUGGGAUUGUACGUGGUCUGGCUCCCACCAUCCAGGAGCCCAGCAUCAGUCCCAGCAAGGCGGGGAGGAACGAGCUGACCAAGGAACACAGCAUCAGCGCGGAGAACCUGAGCGAUCUGGAGAAACUAGACAAGAACCACCUCAGAGUCGGUGUCAUCAAAGAAGGCUGCAGGGCCUACAGUGACAGCCAGCUGGCACCGGACCCCCAGGGCAGCUCUGAGAACCUGGAGAGAGACGACCUGCCUCCCCCGUCUCCUUCAUCCACCGCCAACCCCUUCUCCUUUAAAUCCCAGCACCGGCACCAGCAUCGAGCCAAACUGUCAGCUGCUAAACUGCACCUCAGGAGUCUGUUUGGGCAGAGUCCUCAUUCCUCAAAUUCCAACCUGUCUAACGCAGAACAGAAAGACAGUGCGACAGAGAGAAGGUCUCGCCUGCUCUUCAUGCGUCAGUGGAGUCAGGUGGGCCACAGCAAGAAGAGGAAGAUCGAUCGAGACGAGCUGGAAAAAUGGGCCGAGUCUUUGAAUGCCCUGCUGGCCAGUCCCACUGGUGUUUCGGUGUUUGGAGCAUUCCUACGCUCUGAGUUCAGCGAGGAGAAUCUGCAGUUCUAUCUGGCCUGUGAGCAGUACAGACACUCGUCCAACAACUUCAGCCUGCAGAGGAGGGCCAAAGACAUCUGCGCUACCUUCAUCCAACCAGGCUCGUCCCGGGAGGUGAACCUGGACAGUAAGACCAGAGAUCUGACCAUCCAGCUGCUGCAGGCUCCCUCUCACACCUCGCUGUCCCACGCACAGAAACGCAUCUACUCACUGCUGGACACAGACUGUUACCCACGGUUCCUGCAGUCCAACAUCUACCUCUCCUUACUCGGAGAGGCUGACUAGAAGUCACGCCGGGACUCUGGAGGAGCAACCGUGUCUCCAGGACUUACAGAACUUCCUAAACAUGGUGGAUCAUGAAGAUCUACUAUAUCUUCAAAAGACAGCGCUGCUUUGUAGAAAGUGUGUGUAAGAACAUGUUGAUGCUUGGUGGCAUGCCAACGGUGUCUGUAGGAAUGUAAGACUCAAUAUCCAGCCUGGUUAUCACUACACAGGAUUGUACGCUGAACUUAGAGAUGUAGUCUGUUAAAGCUACUCACCAAAAUACAAACUAUUUAAAGAAUAAAUAAUCAAAUAACAAUAAAACUAUUUUGUGGUUAAGUGUGGGAGAUGAAUGCAGUAUCUCAAAGCCUGAAGAAGACAACUGCUUCAAAGAGACACCAGUGUUUGGCCUGCAGGAUGGCAGCAGGUUGGUGGUACCUGAGUGUCUCACUGAUGCUCAGUAGAUGGGUACUGAUGACCUUCUGGCUGGUUUUACUCACUGAUGCGGAGCCUUCUUGUCCUGGACCGUGCACAUCCCAUACCAGUCUGUCAUGUUUCCUGUUCGGAUCAAUUCCUCCCGCUCAAUCAACAAUAGUGUUCUGACAGAGUUGAGUUCAGGGGAGAUGGCGUCCUCUGGAUCUACUGCUUUCUUGUUGAGCCGGCUCAACCAAACCUAAAGCAUCAACCACAGACACUGUGCAUCAUGACAGUGGGCAUCAACAGCCUGUAACACAGGUCUUCUUCUUCAGCCCACAUCAAAAGGGGGCAUUUAGCACAUGAUGGGACUCUUGUUCUACACGAUGUGCUCUGUCUACUUUAUUCAAGAGCAAAUGAUGCAGGAGAGGAACGCUGGUAGAAAACUGUUCAUCCUGUGAGUUAGUAUGUUUAAUUUACCCCUUAGUGCAGCCUCCGUUUAGGUGAUCAUUUGUUUGUUUGUAAAGCGCUACAUUAAACGUGUGUAUUAUUAAUUUCUAACCUGACAGCUGCAAAUGAGCGCUCUUAAACUUGUUCGUUAAUUUAAACAUGACACUCAGCCUUUGGGUCUGACACUGGAAAACGUGGAAAUCACUUCAGUUUUCAGUCAAAUCAAACAAACGAGCUCACUUCCUGCCACAUUAGCGCCUGACAACGUGGUGAAACACAUACAAGGCUGUUUUCCCUCCGCUGCUUUACGUGAGCUUAGAAAACAUGCAGCUUGUGUUUAAGUCAUUAAACCGUGUCCCUGUGAGCAGCUGACGUCUCCACGGUCCAGUGAGCUCGGGCUGAGCUGCCGCUGUUGGCUGGAAGGAAAAACAAGUUCAGCAAGAAUGAGCUCUUUGCUGGAAAAGUCAAAGUACUGUGAGUUACUCCCACAGCAGGAUGAGAAACCUGAAUAAAUGUACUGUGACGGGCAAAAUGACUUCCUGUUAGUCUGCCUCAAAACACUGGGUUCAUACAUCAACUGAAGAAACCUCCUGGACUGAACAUGUUCAGUGGGAUUUCCCUGAAUGUUGCUCCUAUACAAAUGGAAACGCCCUCAGAUGUUUGGACAGAAUCUUUUACAGCAACUGAACACUGGAAAUGUGUGACAGAGUUUGAGAACUUUAGAGAAAGAAACAAAAUCCUGAUCAAGCAGAGACGGACGUCAGUGUUUGGCAGCGCAGCCUGAACAACCCGGUUAGCUGGUUCAUGCCCGAGACAAAGAGGGCCAUGUGCUAUGGACCAGGUUAGCUGGUUCAUGCCCGAGACACAGAGGUCCAUGUGCUGUGGACCAGACGGUCAGGCUGCACUGGCUGUGAGUGGUUCUAGACUGAACUCAUUCGCUGAUUUCUACUUACUGUUGGCACGUUUUCAAGGCAAGUUGUUUUUGGUGUGUUUGAUUCAAUGUUUUGUUGAACAGAAAUGUGUUCUAUGAUAUCCUCUGCACAACAGGGAGCUCAGGGUCCACAUCAACUGAUCAUGUUGAGUUUCCACCUCCCGCCCUGGUCUGGUUGUGGAUCACAGCUCCAGCAGAUGAAGGAAAAGUAACUCAGACAUCCUUUAUCUAAGCUAUUUCCUCCAGCUCCUCUGUGAGUGAUCCCAAGGAUUAUGCCAUUAUCAGUAUGAUGACAAUGACAUUAACGAUGAUAUGAUCAUCAAAUGCUCAUUAAAUCUACAAAACAGCUAAUACAUUGAACCUAAGACUAUCUGCUACGUGAGAGCUGUGCCAGACUCAGGUAUCAUACUCCACUAGUCUACCCAGUCCAGUCACACACGGCAGGGCCCAGGCAGUCACUGUUUGGGGUGUUUGGUUUCUUCCCACCGUUGCCAACUACUUCCUCAGAGGGAGUCCAAAGGCUGCUCUGGAUUGUUGGGUUCUCUGUUUAAACUUGUAAAGUCUAUACCUGACUGUGUUAAGCGCUGUGAGAUGACAGAUGCUGUAAACUGCACUAUACAAAUAAAAUGAAAUUGUUCAGCAAACAGG